AUGCAAGUCAAAGGAAGAAAACCACCAUCCAUACUGGAAUUCAUUAUCUAUCUAUCUAUCUAUCUAUCUAUCUAUCUAUCUAUCUGCAUAUCUAUUUCUAUCUAUCAGCCUGUUCAUUAUCUAUCUAUCAUUUCCUUUCUUUCUUCUUUUCUAUCUAUCUAUCUAUCUAUCUAUCAUUUCCUUUUUUUCUUCUUUUCUAUCUAUCUAUCUAUCUAUCUAUCUAUCUAUCUAUCUAUCUAUCUAUCAGCCCAUUCAUUAUCUAUCUAUACAUCUGAGCUUCUACUUAUCUAUUUCUGUCUAUCAGCCUGUUCAUUAUCUAUCUAUCUAUCUAUCUAUCUAUCUAUCUAUCUAUCUAUCUAUCUAUCAUUUCCUUUCUUUCUUCUUUUUUAUCUAUCUAUCUAUCUAUCUAUCUAUCUAUCUAUCUAUCUAUCUAUCUAUCAUUUCCUUUCUUCUUUUCUAUCUAUCUAUCUAUGUAUCUAUCUAUCUAUCUGUCAUGGGUUCUUACCUAAAACUACAGAAUGA
This is a messenger RNA of Acanthosepion pharaonis, 522 nucleotides long. NCBI's taxonomy places the organism in Eukaryota, Metazoa, Mollusca, Cephalopoda, Sepiida, Sepiidae. The record is from the annotation of a GenBank genome assembly.